AUGGAAGAGAAACAACUCGAAAGAAAACGCUCUGGGGAAACUGAUCGUGGAAAACAAAGUUUUCUUCAAAGAUUACGUGGAAUUAAUGCAUGCACGCCUGAACGGCUCAACUAUAAAGUCUUAUUCUUUGCUUGUUAUGCUGGAUACGCCUGCUUGUAUACUUUCAUCCCGCUCUAUUUUAAACAGCUGGGCUUAUCCGCCUCGCAGACCGGAAUCCUUAUUGGUCUUCGUCCUUUGUGUCAAGCGAUCGGGGCACCCUUUUGGGGAAUCCUCGCUGAUAAAUACAAAGCUCGGAAACUGGUCCUUCUUCUCGGUUCAUGUGCUUGGCUGAUCAAGAACCUGUUGAUUCUAGCCAUUCGGCCGAGCCAUGAAGUUUGCGUUGCAAAGCCUUUAUCACCUGGAAAUGAAUCUCAGUCGCUAUAUGCGGUCGCACCGUCGAAGGAUGCUAUACCAUCAAUUUCAACUGCCACAAGCAUGUCUCAUAACAAAUACAAAUACUUUGUGCAAGUGGACAACGAUGAACUCGCGCGUAUAUUCUAUAUUUUUCUGGCGCUUGUGCUCGUGGGCGAGCUGUUCGGUUCCAUAGUUCAUCCUCUUUUAGACGGAUGCGCCGUCGAUUACCUGGGUGAUGAGAGAAAAUCAUACGGGCGGAUUCGUCUGUGGGGUUCCGUGGGAAUGGUCAUAGCUAACUUGAUGGCCGGCCUUUUAAUCAAUCAUUACGUUUACCACUACUGCGGGCAGACUCGUAAGGACUAUGCAACUGCUUUUUACCUAUUUGCUGCUUUCAUGGGGGUAACGAUCCUUCUUCUUUUUUUCGUUAAAAUCGUGUAUUCUGAGACACCAAAACAGUCGCUAAGAGAUAUCAAAGAGGUGUUCAAUUCUCGCCUUAAACUCUCUUUCUGGUUUGUGGCGAUUGCUUUUGGAAUGAGCGAUGGAUUUCAAGGCGACUUCAAUUCGUGGUUUCUUGAUGAACUUAAGGCAACAUCUUUUCAGGUAAUGAAUUGUGAUAGUGCAGAAUGUCGUUAAAUGUAAACAAUAUAGGUUGACCGGUGCCUACUCUAAAUGGUGUAUAGUGAUUUAGUUAUAUUUGAGAGCGUACAUUAAAGUACACUCUAAAUCAGAAAUAUCUGUUUUAGCGUAAAAAUAGGGCCGUUUCGGUGAGUAAAAUACAGUCCUAUUUUUGAGUCUAAUUUGGCUCUCUUAAAUCAGGGCCAAUACAGUCCAAUUAGCUAGGGCUGACUUGGUCCCAGGGUUGAAAUGGGCCCUACCGUGAGCUGGAAUAACCUUUUGAUUGAGCUCUUUUGGCCUAAAUUGUGCACAGAUGGCUCCAGGAAGGGAUGAAUGAGACUGGCCUGCAGGGCUGAAACAGAUCUUUUUAAUUUUCAGUGUAAGUUAAAUUCUUUAACGUUCUUUAAAAGUAACCUUCCAAACAAAGUUUUCACCAGGGUAAAGGCAAUUAGUUUAAACAUGCUCUAGCGUGCGUGGCAGGCGCGCGAGGCAGGUGUGGAAGGCGUUCGAAAGGAAUGGGAGAAAGUUGGUUAUGCGUAAACACCAUGGGCAAGAUGGUUCCCUUUUUGUACAAGACAAGACAAUGUUUUAUUUGGAGUCUUAUACAUCUCCCUCGCGUGCGCGCACGCGCUCGCGCGUCUUUCGGGCCUCACGCACCUGAAUUUCCCCUUUCUCUAUCCCUGUCGAGUGCCUACAAGGUUGGCGAAACAAUCUUUGGACGGGAGAGUCAUUUGGCUACGAGAAGAGGGCAGCAAAAUGGCUGGAAGUUUUUCGUGCUCCUGACCUUCGAGGAGGAGCUGUCUUACCACGGCUCCCUCCUCGUGAGAUUACGGAUUUGACAAAUGAAAACCACACGUAAAUAUCAGUAUAAAAGAAAAUCGAGGGGGAACCCCCGGGGGGAGGGGGCUACUCCCUAUAAUGGCCUAUACGGGGAGGCUAUGCCCGAAAGGGGGACCUUUUUCAAGCCUCAGGUAUAUGAAAGGGUAGGGAUUUUGUACUCGUUAAAUUAUAUGAAAGGGUGGGAAAAUCUGUCAGUUAGGUCUGUGAAAGGGCCUAAAAGGGCUAACAGAUGAAUUUUAUGGCUUUAUAAAGUCGAGAAAACUUUUUUUUUUUGCGAUUGAUUCCUAUUUAAAAGACAGUGCAUUUACAGCAGUUAAAAGGGAUGCAAAGUUCUAAUCAAGGUUUGUGAAAGGGUUACCAUUUGUCAAUAGAAGGCAGUACACGAAAGGGGUACCAUUUUCGUGAAAAAUGGUAUAUAAAAGGGUAAGGGGUGGGACCUCGGGGCAGAGCCUGCCUGUAUAAAAUGUGUUGAGCCCCCCCCGGGGGGAGGGAACUUAGGCUAAGUUAAACAAUCACCAGAAGCCCAUUAUGAGCUCCUGAAGUCAGCUAAGAGGUGUGUAAAGCUCAGAUUUCCCUCAAAAGAUGAUGUUUUUCACAUCCUCAUGCAUAGCACAUGAAACAAAAUCUUUUCCAAUAUGUUUAUCCAAGUUUUCGUUCUAUCCUUCCAGGUAGGGCUGGCAGCAGCCUUGCAUUUCACCACAAGCGCCCUGUGUUACUUCGCGGCGAACUAUUUCCUGGAAAUGCUUGGAUAUUUCAAAACCAUCGCUAUCGGGAUGGCCUGUUACUGUAUAGUGUUCAUAUGCUACUCUUUCACCCAUAGCCCAUGGGUGGCUCUUGCCCUCUUUGCAGUAAUCGGUGGAGUAUUUGCAGUCACGUGGACGGCGUGUGUAGCCUACGUAGGAUCAAUCUCGACUGCUAUUGGUUUAGGAGCAGCAGCACAAGGUAAAGACAAUGUAGUAUAGCUGAAGAAUGCAAUUGCCUGAUUUCAAACCGAGGGAGGCUGGAUACGAGUCUGUUUAUUGUGGGAUAAACCACUCGAGAUCGACAAAAUCACAAAGACGAAAACGAGAUUUGCAAAGUUCAUGUUUUGUGUUUGUCGGGCCUAUAUGAACGAGAUACAGCCAUUCAAAAACUACAAAAUUUACCAAGAAAUAUCGACGUCCGGCAUUUCAAGUGUUUUAAUAGCUGUGUCUUGAUCAAUAUCGGCUGUUGACAACAAACUUGAGAAUUUUCCUUACCUCAGUGUGCUUUUUCUGACUGUGUGGGUCCCAUGUUUUUUACCCCAUAAUACACGGACUAGUUCCUAGUCGUCACCCUCGGUUUGAAAUUAGGCAAUGAAACCUAUACUUAAGGGCCGAGUACAGGUCACACUGUUGUGACUACCAAUUAUUUCUCUUAUAGUAAAAUUCAUCUAUGCACGUGUAGUAUAUUUAAAAUUCUAUCAGGAUUCUACUUUUCAGUUUUCUGUUGUUCGUUGCAGAUAAUUUCUGUACCUGUUUUCCUCCAAAUAAAAUUCAUAGAUCAGGGUACUUAGACCAUACCCACUGGUUAGUCAGGUGUAAAGUAAAAUACACCCAUGUUUUUAUUUUGCUGAGGGGACGGGGAAUGCGUCGAAAUUUAAAGCACAAGUCGCCAUAGGUCAUUUGCAUCAUGGCGUCCUUUUUCCUCUCAUAUUUAUUUUUGUAGUCUAGGCGAGGUGUAAAACAACAAAAUCAAGAAAAACAACGAGAUUUCACCAUUUGAAAAGUCGAUUUUUGAAAAGGUCCCACUGCGUUGUUUGUCUCUCUGGCAACGUGUUUUUGUACCGUGAAAUUUUAAACAGUUAUUGGAUUUAGUUUUGUGAUAUCCGGAAUAAUGAUAAUAACACUUUUUGAGACCUUGAUAAUUAAGGAUAUCACAAAAACCGAAUCUAUUAAUCGUUUUAUUAUACACUGUUUUGAUGAAAAUAACGAAAGCACAGCGUCGCACGGAACACACUUUGCGCUGUGGUUAGAAAUCAUGCACUGCCCACCCAACCUACAUUUUUGUAGGUUGCGCUGAUUUAAAAAAAAUACUUGUUGGCUCUUAGCCAAUGAGAAGACAGAGAGUAAGUACAAUUUUUGAUAAAAACAGCUAUCUGUUUAAUUUUUCUCAUUUUACAGGUAUUCUGAAUGGACUGUUUGUAGGUGUUGGUAACGGAUCUGGCACCAUGCUUGGCGGUUUGCUGGUCAGCAAAACUGGAAUUCGUGUAGCGUACAGACUGUUUGCUGCUUUCCUUGCCUUAGUAAUGUUGUUGUUUCUUGCUUGCCAAUGGCGGGGAGAAAACACUGAUGAUAAAACAUCGUAUCGAGCGCUACCGAACAAGGACGAGGAGUAUUCUAAUGAGUAG
Molecule: messenger RNA, 4216 nt
Organism: Porites lobata
Lineage: Eukaryota; Metazoa; Cnidaria; Anthozoa; Scleractinia; Poritidae
Source: the annotation of a GenBank genome assembly